Camarhynchus parvulus is the source of this 4963-nucleotide messenger RNA. RefSeq names its product ADP ribosylation factor like GTPase 5A (gene ARL5A). The transcript has 6 exons. NCBI's taxonomy places the organism in Eukaryota, Metazoa, Chordata, Aves, Passeriformes, Thraupidae. The coding region runs from base 110 to 649 and encodes 179 amino acids. The record is from RefSeq and is a predicted model, not a curated record. Gene Ontology annotation, biological process: protein localization to Golgi membrane; intracellular protein transport; vesicle-mediated transport. Gene Ontology annotation, cellular component: trans-Golgi network; cytoplasm. Gene Ontology annotation, molecular function: GTP binding; GTPase activity.
GCAGCGGCCCCGGCGCGGCCCCAGCCGGCACUCGGGGCGCUGCGCCGGCCCUGAGCGCCCGCGGCCCCGCAGAGCCGCGGCCGGCGAGGCCCGGAGCGCCCGGCCGAGGAUGGGGAUCCUCUUCACCAGGAUAUGGAGGCUCUUCAACCACCAGGAGCACAAGGUGAUCAUUGUGGGCCUGGACAAUGCAGGGAAAACGACCAUUCUGUACCAAUUCUCCAUGAACGAGGUGGUUCACACCUCUCCCACCAUCGGCAGCAACGUGGAGGAGAUCGUGGUGAACAACACGCGCUUCCUGAUGUGGGACAUCGGGGGGCAGGAGUCCCUGCGCUCCUCCUGGAACACCUACUACACCAACACCGAGUUUGUGAUAGUUGUGGUGGACAGCACAGACAGAGAGAGAAUUUCUGUGACUAAAGAAGAGCUGUAUAAAAUGUUAGCACAUGAGGACUUGAAGAAAGCAGGGCUGCUGAUCUUUGCUAACAAGCAGGAUGUGAAGGAGUGCAUGACAGUAGCUGAGAUCUCCCAGUUCCUGAAGCUGACUUCAAUUAAGGAUCACCAGUGGCACAUUCAGGCCUGCUGUGCUCUCACUGGAGAGGGGCUGUGCCAAGGACUGGAGUGGAUGAUGUCCCGGCUGAAGAUCAGAUGAUUUUUAAUGACCUCUUUGCACAGACAUUGCUGCAGCAGAGCUGUUCCAGUGGCAGAUUGGUGGGGUGGAUGUAUUUAUACUGAACUGAUGGCAACUGUAUUUUCUACAUAGCUGCACACACAUACACACACAGACACACAGACAGACACACGGACGGGAGCUGGGAGCAGGCACAGGAGCACUCGGGGCUCCAGGUUGGGUUGGGCUCCUCGGAGGACGCGCUCAGAGCUGUGACCAACCUUCUUUCCAAGCUGCCCCUCGGAACAGCCCGGCCUCGGGCCUGGGGAGGAUGGAGAGAGAGGAAGGAGCUUUUAACGUAGAGUUUUCUGAUCCCAUUGUAGCCCUCUCCAGUGGGAGGUGUUGGUUCAUUAUCCCAGGAAACCAGCGAGCGAAUCACUGGCGCAGGUAGCGACUCUCCAGCAUUUCUGAGGUGGCAGAUGUUACAAAUGCAGAACUCUUUUCCUGUAUGUGUACUGUACAUAUUUGUGUAUAUUUAUACCUCAAUCCUAGGUUAAUUGCAAUCUGCUCAGACCAGUGUAAAGCUGAAUCAGUAUGUUGGCAGUAGUGCUAAUCUGUGACACGGCCCCGUCCCCGUGUCACCCGUCCCUCCGUGUCCGUACGGCUGUAACGUCAAUCACACCUUGGCUCUCCACAACCUGAUAACAAACUCUCUCUUCAGCCCAUUGCUUGUUUUUCCACAUGAUUUUUGGAUUAGGGAGGAGGCUGGAAUGGAUUGAGGCACACAGAUUGGGCUUCGAAUUCCAGGGUUGGCAAACAGAACAAAUUUGCCAAAGAGUUGCAGAUGAAAUGGGUUUUCCUCUUUUAUGUGGUCAUCAUUGGAUUGGGUGAUGCUGCAGGUCCUGUCCACUGCUUUCCUUCUCUGCUGUGCUGGUUGAUUCAGGUCUGGCAGAAAUACCUUUGGCUGUCAAAAAGGGAAAGGUAUCUUUUCUUUUUCUUAACCAAAGAAGAGGCACAAAAGUAUGUUUGAAAGUGUCACUGGAAUCGUACAAGUCAGACUCUAAUGAAGUGUUUUUCAGAGGAAGAACUCUCUUUGCUACAUAAAACGUGCAGAUACUAAAAUGUGCAGAUGUAUCAAUAUGCAGUGGAGGGGACUGGAUGGACAAAGCAGAUAACACUACUUGAAAAGCUCUAGGUGACCCACACGAGUUCCAGGGCAGAACUUCUUGAAAGCAGAACCCCCUUGCAUGGUCCCCAGGCAGUGUGAGAACACUAGGAUCACCUCUCCCUGCUGCAGCUCCGCUGGGUUGGCUGUCCCAGGCAGAAGGGAGUCACAAUUCCCACUUUGGAGGAUCCAGGCAGUUGGGAAGGCAGUGGGAUGGUUGGAAGUGUCAGGCUCUUCUGUGGGAGAUGCAUUGGGAGUUCAGCAAAAUGAAACAAAGCUGUGUUUAAAGUGUUCUUCCCUUUCUCAGCCCCCGUGUCUGGUAAGGAUAGAAAAGGCAUUUUAAAGACAUUUUAAAGCUUAGUUUGAACUUUUUAAGGUGCUUCUCUUUGGUUCUGGGAUAAUCUGGUCAGCUCCUGCCUUCCUGCCUACGUGCCUCCCUGGGAGCAUGGGAAUCCUGGGGAAAGGAGGGGAGGCAAUCUCUUAUGUCUGUAUUUAACAAAGGCAGGUAAAGAAUUUAACUUUUUAAUCUAUUUUUGGUAUCUCCAACGCUCCCUGGCUGGGGGAUCUGCUGUCUUUGUUAAACAUUAAGGUGUACAUGCAUAUAUCUCUAGUGCAUGCACAUAGAUCUUGGUAUUUAACUGGUGUAUUGCAAAAUGUAUCAAUGUUUGAAGAAUUAACAAUUUAAUGCAAAGACUCUCUCAGUUUCUCUGACAGUAUCUACAAGCAACGAGCUCUGUGCACACUUGCAUAUGAAAUGGAAUUGUACAUUUUCUAGUCUAAAAAAAGAAAAAGCAGACUUGCUUCUAAACCCAAGUGUUUGGUUUUUGAGUCUUAUGUCUUCCCUGGGCUGAAUCCACACAGGCUGGGUGCGCUGGGGGCUGGUUGGUAAGAAAAGGAGCUGUUGCUGUUGGUGGUGGAGCAGUGUUGGGGUUUCUGCUGCUUGGUUGUGCGUUUGCAGGAGCUCUGUCAGGUGCUGCAGGUGUGGGUUGUGUUACAAGCAGAUACUCUGUGUUUACACAUCACUUAGGUUGGUUUUACUCUUUCCCUCCCCGUGCCACUUCCCUUGCUGUGGCCUCUGAGGUUCACCUUGUCUUGGUUUCCCCAGUGACCGCAGCAGGGCCUGGGAGUGCCUGCACACCUCAGGACUGGCUGUCAGACAGGGUUUUCUGUGCCCUGAGGGGUUUGAAAUGCCAACUUUCAAUUGUUCCCUGUGUGUUGGUCAGUGAACAGCCCAGUGUUACCCUGACUGCAAACAUCUCAUGCAUCACUGUGAGCUUUCUGUGUAUUUUGUGUUUUUCAGGGCAAAUGUAGCCAGAAUUCAGCAGUGGCUGAUGUUUCCUGACACAUUGUGGUGUUGUCCAGGGCUUUUGGGGUUUAAAUGCUGAUUUUCAGUCUGUAGAGAUGGUCAGCAGAGAUGACAAUUCCAGACUCACUUUGAAUGGUUGCUGUCAUCAAUUCCAGCCUCUGUGAUCAAUUCCAGACUCACCUGGAGUGGUUGCUGUUAUUAAUUCCAGCCUCUGUGACCAUUUCCAGACUCUCACCUGGAAUAUUUGCUGUGAUGGUGCUUUGAAGUGCACGUGUGUGAACUCAGAAAUAGUCACUGAGAGGAGCAGCCAAACUUUUGAUCUCUCAACCCCUUUGUGUUCUGUGUAAGUGCUCCUUGUUGACAGCUUUUUUCUUUUCCCUGUAGGGGAAUUCCCAUUUUUCUCCCAGCUCUGUCCAUAGACAAUCCAGGGAGCUUUGCCUCAGUGCUGCUCCCACUGGGGGAUUGCUGGGCAGGGGUUCCUUGCCCUGGCUGUGACCCUGAUUGUGAUGCUGUUGUUUCACCCUCGGGGUUCUGCUGCCUUGGCUUCCAGCUGCAGCUCAAGCUUUGCCUUUGUUCUCCGUGAAAUUCAUUCUUAGCAAAAGGGAGGGGCCUUAAAAAUGGUUAUUGAAGUAAUGCUGAAAAAUGGCAUUUUAGUAGCAAAAAAAAAAAAGGUCAUAUUUCAAUAAUUGAUAUUUCAAAUAUUUCCUUUGGUUCAGAAGAUCAUCAGUUUGGUAAAUCAUCUCUGGAAUAUGCUGCUUCUGGCAUCUGGGAAUUAUACAGGUCUUUAAUUGUGAGGAGAGGUGGAAAAUAAACUUGGGGAAUGUGAACAGCUUCAUUUUUUAAUAUCUUUUCUUUUUGGGAGGCUGAGCCCCUGCUCUGCUGAGCGCUGUGUAGGUGUGUGAAUGGUAAAUGCACCUGACCAGCACAUUCCACAUCUCUGCAGCUCAAGUGCCUAAAACUAACUCCAUCAUCAGCUUUAUUUCCCAUUCCCUUAGAAUAGAGAUACAUAUCUAUAAAAGCCUCCCAGUGUGUGGAAUUGAGUGGGUUUUCCCCUCCCCACACCCAAGUUUUAACAGGAUUUGUGAUAAAUUUGUUACAGUUCUCCUAUCCCUGCCAUUCCAAGCACUUUUCCAUUUAUCAGGCAUCACUGAGUUUGGGACAGGAAAUCCUGAUUUUGUCCUUGUGUCAGGGUGGUUGGCUGGAGUUCCUGUCGAGGGACUGUUUAAAUAUCUCAAUCCAGGAAUCCAGGCCUUGGGAAGUUCCUGGUGGCAGUGCUUCCUUCCAUGCUGCCUGGUGGAACACGAAGUUUGUCACUGUCAGAUUAAUUAGGUCUGAAAAGUAAUUUUCAGCUGAUUGAGAUGAAUGUGCUGAGCAGCCCUGGGCAGGGCAGGGCUGAUCCCGUGGCACCAGGAGUGGCACUGAGGAAAGAAAAUGUCUUUGCACUCAUGUGACUAUCCAGAUGUGGCCUGCUUAAAAAUCCAGAUGUGACUUGAAUAUAUUGUAGUGGUGAAUACGUUAAAUGGCCAAAAAUGAUGAAUUAUAAGGGGCUGCCUCUGUAGCUUUUUAUUUCAUGUGUGAGAAUCAUGAGCAGGAAUUCUCUCCUUGCCUUAAGAGUGAAUUUUUCUAUUGUAGCUUUAUCCACAGUGGAGUCACCCUGAGCCUUUUAAGCCAGACUUUGGGUAAGGACAGAGCUGGGCGGGGUUUUUAAGCUUUUCCUAUUUGUAAGUGUACAAAACUUGGCUGAGACUGGAUGAAGCCAGAAAAUGCUGCUUUACCUGCGAGGCUGGGAAUCCUUCCUUGGACAUAUUCAGCUCAGUGCUCUCCUUGUCUGACUGGGGAGGGAGCCAAGAAAAGCUGGAUUCUGUGGAGAGGCUAAAAACCAAAA